Molecule: messenger RNA, 3626 nt
Organism: Hylaeus volcanicus
Lineage: Eukaryota; Metazoa; Arthropoda; Insecta; Hymenoptera; Colletidae
Product: protein decapentaplegic-like
Exons: 4
Coding region: 675-1847 (390 amino acids)
Biological process (GO): SMAD protein signal transduction; BMP signaling pathway
Cellular component (GO): extracellular region
Molecular function (GO): cytokine activity; growth factor activity
Source: RefSeq, a predicted model, not a curated record
CAAGGUGUUACAACAUUUUUGGGACACCCUGUAAUUCAAGUUUUCUUUGGAGCGACUAAGAGCGCCAGUUUCAGGUAUAAUGGUGUUACAAUACUUAGUUUACGGACCAUUCGCACGCAGCGCUAAACUUGCGUCGCCUACUAUUAGGAGAUAGUGUCCUUUUUACAGAUUCCUCGCUCCAUCUUUCCCUCUCUUUUUCUCUUCUCCCCCUCCUGAUAUCCUACAGUUCUACUUGGUUCUACUCUUCCUCUCGACUUCUCGAAGAUUUGCGCGUAUCGAGUCGAGUCCAACAUCCAUACGUACCGACCUAAACUUCUCUAUUUGCAUGACAACACAGUGCUCGGUGAACCAUUCGCUACGUAAAUCACAUUCACGUUUCUUCGUCAAUUAUUUCGCAAACUUUCAACGAACAUUUUUCCAGUUUUUUUUUCUUCUUUUUGUUUGUUGUCUAUCUCGGUUCCUCUUUCCCCUCUUGGGUACGCGAGUGCGUGAAUAACAGAUAGUGCAACGGAGUUCGAACAUCGAUGCAUCAAUACUGAAGAUUCCCGGUGGCGACAGUAUCAGAAAAUAUUUUCCGUGUGAGGUUACAUGGACUCGUUGAAAUGUCGUGGCCCAUCAAACGGCGGACUCACGAUUAGCACAGGGAGGCAACAUCCGUGAGCAACGACAUCACAAUGCGCAUGUUGCUGCCACUGGCAUUGGUCAUCGUCGCAGCAGGUUUGCUGCUGGCAACUACAGAAGCAAAUGCCCAUUUGCACAUGCAAUCUGACACUGUCAAACACUUUACCAUUAGCGAACAUGAACAAGCGAUCGCUGGUAUAGAAGCCAGCCUUCUCUCGCUUCUUGGUUUUGCAAAAAGACCAAAACCACAAGGUCCAGCUUAUGUACCAGAGUCAUUAAAAAAGCUUUUUGUUAAACAAAAUACCAUUGGUAUGGCUGAUAUUGCUAAACCAGGAAUUCAUACCAGAUCUGCUAACACAGUUCGCUCUUUUGUUCAUGUCGAAAGUGACCUGGAUCAUAAAUUUCAAUCUCCAAAUCGCUUUCGUCUUUCUUUUGACUUGAGUAGCAUACCUUCAAGAGAGAAAUUACAAGCUGCAGAAUUGAGUCUUUCGCGUGUACCUAUUUUAAGUAAAGGAGACACCACCCAACAGUUGGGUAGAAUACUUGUAUAUGAUAUUUUGCGGCCUGGUGCGAAAGGACACAGUGCUCUACUGCUACGUUUAAUUGAUAGUAAACCAAUAAAUACUAGGAAGAAUGCUACAAUUAGUCUAGAUGUUCAUCCUGCUGCAGAAAGGUGGAUAAAAGAUCCUAAAAAUAAUCAUGGACUCCUGGUGCAUGUGCGUGGAACUAAACAGGAGCAUGUACGCUUAAAAAGGAGUAUAAACGAGAGGAAUGAUACAUGGGUUAUUAGUCGACCAAUGUUAUUUACUUACACAGAUGAUGGCAGGUACAAAAUGUCCUCUGCAAGCCAGAUAAUAGAUCGUCGUGCCAGAAGAGCAGCACUUCGAAAGAGUCGCCGAAAAGAUGGCCGUGAAAACUGCAGGCGACAUCCGCUUUAUGUUGACUUUGCAGAUGUUGGUUGGAAUGAUUGGAUCGUUGCCCCUCCUGGUUACGAUGCUUUUUACUGUCACGGUGAUUGUCCUUUCCCUAUAGCAGACCACUUAAAUUCUACCAAUCACGCGAUCGUUCAAAAUUUGGUUUAUUCGACAAAACCAAGCAUGGUGCCAAAAGCUUGUUGCGUACCUACAGCACUCAGUUCGAUAUCCAUGCUGUAUCUCGACGAAGAGAAUAAAGUGGUUUUGAAAAAUUAUCAAGACAUGGCGGUUCUUGGAUGUGGGUGCCGUUGACCAUUUGCUCCGCGGUUUAGUUAAAUAUUUUGACAGUGAAGAAUCUACGUAGACUUAAAAUGACAAUGGUUAAAAAGGUAUUAGUAAAAUAAGACAAUGGAGAAAUUUUUAUAUAUUGAACGGAUAGUUUAGUUUCAUAAUUUUAUGUAAAUGUUUAUCACUUUUUUACAAUUAGUUUUCUGUUUGAAUUUUCAAUUCGUUUUUGUAAUAAUUAUAAUAUCUUCAAAUUUCUCUUGUAUUAGUAGUUUAAUACACUUACGAGAAGUAAUGGAAUCAAUUUUUAAAAUGAUUCAAACAUUUCAAAUGUAUUUUAAACAUAUAGUGAACAGAUAUUUCAGUUUAUUUUAGUAUUAUAAAGUGUAUUGGAAAUUGUUGCAAUAUUAUAAUGAACAAUCUUUAUUGGAGGACACAUUGAAACAAUUAUUUUAAGGUAUUUUUUUUAAAGAUUAUUUAAUUUCCUAUAACAUGAAAAACAUGUGUUUUUUUAUUUCAUGUCAACUAAUUUACAUUAGGAUAAAAUAGUUUCAAUAAGACAUAAUAUUAUGUUUUUAUCAUAUACGUAUAACAUUUUUUUAAACUGAAGUUUUCCUCGUGGGAACCAAAAAUUUAUACAACAUAAAAAUUAUGUACAGAGUUCUUACUUAUAAUUGUCGGUCCAAUAUUUGCAAACAUGCGGAAGUUAUAAAAUGCAAUAAAACAAGUUGUAAGUAAACAUAGGUCAAUUGUCUAAUUGUUUCUGAAUUGUUAAACUAUUUGUAAUUACAUAUUGUAAAUUACAAUUUGAGAAUAAGAUUAAGCACUGUGAUAUACAUUCAAAAUCAUUCCAUACUUUAAAGGUGUAAAUCAAUGAAUCUAAAACCUUGAUUCAAAAUUAAAAAAGAAAUAUGAAGUUUUAAUCACGUAAUAAGAUAGCUGAUUGUGAAUAAGGAAACUUACUAAAUUAUUUUUAUUUCAUAAUUUAGAAACAGCCUAUGUUGAUCUCUUACUCUCUGUACUUAUACAUGAUUAAAUACAGUAACCUCCACUUAAUUGUUAUUCAAACUUUACUUUUUAUUAGAAUAUAACACAUUUCAAGUUUUAAUCUUCUUAUUUAAUUUUCAUUGCCAGAUUUAACAUUAAUAUUCAUUUUCUCUUUUUGUUUGAUAAAUUGAUCACAUUUAACAUAGUGAUUCCCUCGUCCUUGCUAAUGUCUUUAUAAAUAUUUUCUAUACAUUUAUAUAUUAAAUGAAGUAUUAUUUGAAGUAUUUCUCUCAAUUCUUUUUUAAUAUACAGAAGUAUCCUAUUUAAUUUCAUUUACCGUUUGGAAUUAAAAUUGUAUAUUGAAAGUAUAUAAUUGCCAAGCAAUUGAAGGACUUGCUGUAUUUAUCAAUAUCACUGAGAAAUUCGAUAAAAGAUUGAAUUUUUAAAGUAUUAAUGUCUUAAAAACAAACGAAUAACCCCUGUCGCCAAGAAUGAACCGUACCUGUUUAAGGAACGAUUAUUUAUUCUAUUAACGAACAAAUCUAAGCGUAUGUAUAUUUGUACAAAAAAAGAAGACAGAAAACAAGAAAUGUUAAGAAUCGUACGUAUUUGUAACGCGCGUCGGCCUGUAAAAUCUGUAAAAUAGAUAGAAAUAACAAAGGACCAAUGUAAAUAGUGCGCAUGUAUAGUGCAUAGUAUAUAGUAUAUAUAGUAUUUUAUUUCAUAUUUUUAUUGGUAUUUUUACAUCCAUCGAUUGUAUACAAAUAUUGCGUAUGUAAAUAGUAAACGAAUUUUAAUAAAUAAAUAUGUUCAAUUACA